Papaver somniferum (opium poppy) is the source of this 3210-nucleotide messenger RNA. RefSeq lists its product as uncharacterized. Bases 1 to 3210 code for a protein of 1069 amino acids. Lineage: Eukaryota; Viridiplantae; Streptophyta; Magnoliopsida; Ranunculales; Papaveraceae. The record is from RefSeq and is a predicted model, not a curated record. The transcript has 5 exons.
AUGUCUAAUCUUAUGAAGUUCCUUAAGUAUAAACCAGAAGAUAUUCCUGAGUCUUCUACAAAGAAUUCAGAAGAUGAUGAGAUUAAAUCUAAUGGUGAUAAUACUAAUGGUCAUAUUCCUGAUAAUGUUUUGGAGGGAAUGAAGAAACCUAAACAACAUCGAGCUUAUACUCCAUACAGUUCUUUACCAGAAUAUAAGUUAAAAGCAGAUAUACCUUCUUUUAAUGUAAGUUUCAAAAUUGAGGAGCUAUUAGACCGGAUUUAUGAAGCCGAGGCUUUCUUUGAGUUCAUGGACGUUCCCGAAGAUUCUAAAGUUAAGCUUGUAGCUUAUAAACUUAAAGGUGGAGUUGCUGCUUGGUGGGAGAAGAUUUGUGAAGAUAGACGCAAUUCUCAUAAACACCCUAUACAUACUUGGACACGAAUGCGUAAGCUGAUACGCGCUAAAUUUUUACCAAGUGACUACAGACAACAACUCUUUGUUGAGUUGCAGAAUUGCCAACAAGGAUCUCGUCUUGUAGAAGAUUAUGUUGUUGAGUUCUAUAACUUACUUUCCAGGAAUGAAAUUAAUGAAUAUGAAGAACAAUUGGUAGCGCGUUUUGUUGAAGGAUUGAAUAGAUUGAUUCAAAACAACAUGACUCAAUCUGAUUUUACUAUGGUUGAAGCUAUUCAACAAGCAAUUGAGAUCGAAAAACGACUCUUUAAGGCUUCCAAAACUUCUCAGUUUCGUCCUCCGCGGUUUAAUUCGAACUACAAACCACAAAAAUUUUCAGGUAAUACUUCUCAAGAUGCUUAUGUUUCGUCUCCUCCAAGUUAUAACUAUCAAGAUGAGUUUACACCCCCACCUCAACGUCCAACACAUCCACCAGUGAAUUUCAGUUUCUCUCAGUCACAACUUCAUGCUAAUUCUUCUCCAAUUUUACCAAGUCCAUCUGAGAAUUCUCCUAUCCAACAACAACAAUCAAAAUCUGUUGCACUUCGAUUUUCAAACAGGAACCAACAACAAUUUCCUCCUCCUACUAAACCCACAAAUUUAUAUUCUAAAUUUAGAGGUGAUAAGUGCAAUAAGUGUCAUCAAGUUGGUCAUUCCUCUGCUGAUUGUAGACGUUUCAAUGGUUUUAUUGGCGACACUUCUGACAAUAAAGACAAAGAACAAGUAGGUGAUGAUGAGGAUGAAGAAGAAGGUUAUCCAGAUUUACAUGAAGUCUAUGGCGAUCAUUUAGUGGGUAUGAUUCGCCCACUCCUUCUUAAUCAAACUUGUUAUUCUCAAAGACAUAUCAUGUUUAAAACAAAGUGUUUUAUUGGAGGGAAAGUUUGUGAUAUGAUUAUUGACAGUGGUAGUGUUGAUAAUUACAUCUCCUCUAUGGUAAUCGAGAAGUUAGGAUUACCUAUUAGUCCACACCCUCAUCCUUACUCUGUGGGAUGGGUAACAAGUUCUACUACUCAGCAAAUUACUAAUCAAUGUGUAGUCACUUUCUCUUUUGUUGGUUUUGAAGAUUCCGUCUUAUGUGAUGUGAUAGACAUGAAUGCAACACAUCUUCUUCUUGGACGACCAUGGAAAUAUGAUGUCCGUGUUGUGCAUAAUUAUUUUGAAAAAACAUACACAUCUUACAAGAAUGGUAAAAAGAAGGUCCUUCAUCCGUCUAAGUCUUCUUCUGCGAUCAAAGAACAUAGUGAUGAUAAGACAAGUGCUUUGGUGGCUACAAUAUCACGUUGUUUACAUUCAACUCAUACUUUGAGUUCUCAUGAAGACAGCAAGCCGAUGAUAACAGUUCUGGUUCAGGUACAACCUUUAUUAUCCAAGUAUUCUGAGUUGUUUUCUGAAGAAUUACUAGUUACUUUACCGCCUUUAAGAGAUAUACAACAUUGCAUAGACUUCAUACCUGGAGCCUCUCUAUCUAACCUAGCUCAUUACAGGUUGAGUCCAACUGAAAAUGAAAUUUUACAGGGGAAAGUCAAUGACUUAUUGAGUGAAGGUUUGAUUAGACCUAGCAACAGUCCUUGUGCUUGUCCUGCAUUUUUAGUUCUCAAAAAGGAUAAUGGUUGGAGAAUGUGUAUAGACUGCAGAGCUUUGAACCGCAUCACUAUUCCUUAUAGAUUUCUUAUACAUAGAAUUGAAGAUAUAACUGAUUUACUUUCUGGGUCAAUUAUUUUCACCAAACUUGAUAUGAGGAGUGGUUAUCAUCAUAUUAGAAUAAGAGAAGGAGAUGAGUGGAAACUGAUUUCAAGACUAGAGAGGGUUUAUAUGAAUGGCUUUCACUCUGCCAAGGAACAUAUCAGUCAUCUUUCUCAAGUUUUUAAGGCACUUUCUGAUCAUUCUUUGUUUGUGAAUCUAAAGAAGUGCACAUUCAUAUCACCUGAAGUUACAUUUUUGGGUUAUGUGAUUUCUCACAAGGGUAUUCAUGUGGAUCCUUCCAAGGUCAAAGUUAUUUUGGAAUGGCCUGUUCCCACUUCUAUCAAAGAAGUACGAAGUUUUCAUGGUUUAGCUUCCUUUUAUAGGAGAUUUGUGAAAAAUUUCAGCACCAUUGCUGCUCCUAUUACUGAUUGCUUGAAGAAGGAAAAAUUUAUCUGGACUGAAGAAGCUGACAAAAGUUUUAAUCAUCUCAAGGAAAAACUUUGUACAACUCUUAUUCUUGUCAUGCCUGAGUUUUCUAAACCAUUUCAAGUAGAUUGUGAUGAUUCUAUUAUUGGAAUUGGAGCCGUUUUAUCUCAAGAUAGACAUCCAACUUCAGCCAAAGUUAACCGUAUGCAUGAUAGAUGGCUUUCAACAAUUAACAAGUAUACAUUCUCCAUUAAGCACAAGAGUCGAAAAAUGAAUCAAGUUGUAGAUGCUUUGAGCAGAAGAAGUGAUCUCUUAGCUACUAUUCCUCAUGGAGUUGACGAUUUUCUUAUCCAAGAUGGUUUUCUAUUCAAAGGUAAUCGUUUUUGCAUUCCUAAUGGUUCUUUACGUUUACAUUUAAUUCGUGAACUGCAUGGGAGUGAUCUUGGUGGUCAAUUUGGAAGAGACAAGACUAUUUCUCUUGUUGAGAAAAGAUAUUUUUGGCCAUCUCUGAAACGAGAUGUACAACGAUAUGUUAUGAAAUGCAUGGUUUGUCAGCAAGCUAAGGGAACGGUUCAAAAUACUGGACUUUAUACACCGUUACCAAUUCCUGAUGCUCCAUGGGUUGACCUGAGCAUGGAUUUUAUUCUUGGAUUACCACGUACGACAAGAUGA